Molecule: messenger RNA, 555 nt
Organism: Colletotrichum graminicola M1.001
Lineage: Eukaryota; Fungi; Ascomycota; Sordariomycetes; Glomerellales; Glomerellaceae
Exons: 3
Coding region: 1-555 (184 amino acids)
Source: RefSeq, a predicted model, not a curated record
AUGCGUUACUUCCAACUCGUCCUCUCCUUCUUCCUACUCUUCACCCUUGCCGUUGCUCUGCCUUUGCCAGCGUCGGCAGAAGCCGUCGUCGCAAGGGCGAACGGCGGUGCGAAGGCGAAGGGCGGCGGCGGUGGUGGUGGCGGCAGCAAUGCCAAGAAGGAGGCUGCCGGCAUUGACAAGAACAUUUCCAUCCAAAAGCAGGAGAAGAAAGACGCCAGCGCCGUGAAGAAGGCCGAGACUAACGGCAACUUCAAUAGCGCCAAGUCUCAGCUCCUCAGCACCGUCAAGGAGGGAGAGGAAGUCCGCGCAAAUAACCAAAAGAACGCCGAUAAGAGCAACACCGCCCUAGUCAAUGGCCUAAAGAAGGUCCAAGGCGCGCAGGCUCAGGAGGAGAAGCAGGCCAAGAGUCUGACAGGCAAUAACUCUGCGUCUGAUAAGAAGACCCUUAACAAGCUCCAGGGUGAGUUUGACAAGGGCAUCCAGGUGAACAAGGAGAACAAGAAGGCUGCACUCAGUGGUGGUAAUGGUGGUGGUAAGGGCAAGAAGGGAAACUAG